AUGACGACUCCUCAGUAUGACCUGUCAAACACGCUCCCUCCCCACACACUGACCCGGCUGGCACGGGAGUGGCUGGCAGAGGACACACCAAACUUUGACCCUGCAGGGCUGUGUGUGGGGUCACAUGAGGUCGAGGCCAGGUUGUUGUGUAAAACGCCGUGCAGCAUGCUGGCAGGCAGGCCUUUCUUCACUGCAGUCUUCACUGAGCUCAGCUGCACUGUGGAAUGGGCACACAAAGAGGGAGCACAGCUCGGUCCAAAUGCGGUGACCCAGACUGCUGUGGUCAGAGGCCCAGCAAGGUGUAUCCUCCUCGGGGAGAGACCGGCCCUCAACUGCCUGGCCCGGGCCUCGGGGAUAGCCACCCGCUGCUCCCAGCUACAGAGCAUCGCCAGGGAGGCAGGCUGGCAUGGCCAUGUGGCUGGCACGCGUAAAACCACCCCUGGGUUCCGGCUGGUGGAGAAGUAUGCCAUGCUGGUGGGCGGCGUGUCCAUACACAGACAGGACCUGAGUGGGAUGGUGAUGCUGAAAGACAAUCAUAUAUGGGCAUCAGGGAGUAUCACACAGGCGGUGAGGGACGCCCGCUCGGUGUGUGGCUUCAGCAGUAAGAUUGAGGUGGAGUGCGGCAGCCGGGAGGAGGGCAGUGAGGCGGCCACGGCAGGCGCCGACAUCGUCAUGCUGGACAACUUUAAGCCACAGGAACUCCAUGCGGCAGCCAAGCUUCUGAAGGAGGAGUUCCCUUCUGUGCUAAUCGAGGCCAGUGGAGGGGUGACCCCAGACUCCCUGCCCCAGUAUCUCUCCCCCCAUGUGGACAUCAUCUCUCUGGGCUGCAUCACCCAGGGCUGCCCAGUGGUAGACUUCUCCCUCAAGGUUCAAAAGCCUGUUCCCUUUCCAAUUAUUUUCCAAUCAAAGUAACUGUGGCAAUUCAGGAUUUUUGUUAAUAAAGUGAAAAUAAAAAGCAACGGUCAAUUUCCUCACUUUUCAUCCAGGAGAUGAUCAAGAGAAAAAAAAAUCCAUUAUGACAUUCAGAGGUGACUGUAUGUCUAUGCUGUGUACAACUCAUUUAGAAAUCCUUAUUAAAACUGUGAAGACA
Oncorhynchus nerka (sockeye salmon) is the source of this 1090-nucleotide messenger RNA. Its product is annotated as nicotinate-nucleotide pyrophosphorylase [carboxylating]-like. The transcript has 4 exons. The record is from RefSeq and is a predicted model, not a curated record. NCBI's taxonomy places the organism in Eukaryota, Metazoa, Chordata, Actinopteri, Salmoniformes, Salmonidae. Gene Ontology annotation, cellular component: cytoplasm. Bases 1 to 912 code for a protein of 303 amino acids. Gene Ontology annotation, molecular function: nicotinate-nucleotide diphosphorylase (carboxylating) activity. Gene Ontology annotation, biological process: NAD+ biosynthetic process; quinolinate catabolic process.